AUGACAAGAACGGAUGAGAAGUUAGAGGCUCAAGCCAAGCAAUUGAAAAUGCUUGAGAUACAAGUGGGACAAAUUGCCGAGUCUAUAAACAAUCAACGCCAACAAGGGCAAUUCCCAAGCAACACAAUCGUGAAUCCCAAGGAGCAUUGCAAGGCCAUUGCUCUAAGGAGUGGAACAACAUAUGAAGAGCCCAAGAUGCCCGACGAAGAAGAUAGAAGUGGUGUUGUGGUUGAAGUUGGAGAUGGCAACCCUUCCAAGGAACAAGGAGAUAGAGGAAAGAAGAAGGAGGUGCACAUCAACAUUCCACUUGUUGAAGCUUUGAAACAAAUGCCCUCCUAUGCAAAGUUCCUAAAGGAGGUCAUAUCAAACAAGAGGAAGAUGGGAGAGAAUGAGACGGUCAAUCUAACCGAAGAAUGUAGUGCCGUUCUCCAAAGAAAAAUCCCCACCAAGAUCAAGGACCCCGGGAGCUUCACAAUCCCUUGUGAUAUUGGGAAUGAUCGCUUUGGGAAGGCUUUGUGUGAUUUGGGAGCAAGUAUAAAUUUGAUGCCGCUCUCAAUCUUCAAUAAGCUAGAGAUUGGCACCAUCAAGCCAACAACAAUUGCCCUUCAAAUGGCGGAUCGUUCCGUUUCUUAUCCAAAGGGGAUAGUAGAAGAUGUCCUCGUGAAAGUCAACAAUUUCAUAUUCCCGGUGGACUUUGUUGUUUUGGACAUGGUGGAAGACAAAGAUGUACCUUUAAUUCUUGGGCGCCCCUUCUUGGCAACGGGGAGAGCCCUCAUUGAUGUUGCUAAGGGCGAACUCACCCUUAGAGUGAAUGACGAGAGCUUCACAUUUUCAAUCCACAAGGCUCUCAAGUACAAGGAGGAAGAAGAAAAGAGGGUUGGUGAAUGCAAGAUGAUGCAAGUGAUAGAGUCUUGCAUCAACAUGGAGGAGUACCACAUCUACAACAAUCCAAUGGACACUUGCCUCCUAAACCCUCUAUUCUCUUUUGUUGAUAAUGAUGAGUUUAAUGCUUCUAACUUAUUUAUUGAGGCUAAUGAAAUGAACUUUGUGCAGAAAAUUUCACAAGGAGAGGCAUGUUUCUUGGACUUGAGAAAUGGAGAGCCGAAAGAUGAAGGAGUGGAGAAGAAGACUCCCAGCUUGGAGUUAAAACCUCUCCCCGAACACUUGAAAUACGCCUUCCUUGGUGAGGAUGAGGCGUAUCCGGUAAUUGUAUCAUCCUACCUUUCUCCUCAUGAGCUUGAUCAAUUGCUAAAUGUUUUGAGGAAGUAUAGGUCCGCUAUAGGAUGGUCAAUUUCCGAUUUAAAAGGGAUUAGCCCAUCCAUUUGCAUGCAUAGGAUUUUGAUGGAAGAUGAUUUUAAACCUAGGAGGCAAGGCCAAAGACGGUUAAACCCUAUUAUGCAAGAAGUAGUAAGAAAAGAAGUUCUCAAAUUGCUAGAUGCGGGAAUUAUUUUUGCUAUUUCGGAUAGUGAGUGGGUUAGUCCCACUCAAGUUGUUGCUAAAAAGGGGGGGAUAACCGUCAUAAAAGAUGAGCAUAAUGAGCUAAUUGCAACUAGGUGUGAGGAAACUAACCUUGUCUCCAAAGCCGGAUUGGAGGUGGAUCGAGCAAAGAUAGUGGCCAUUGAGAAGCUUCCACCACCAUCCAAUGAGAAAGCCGUGAGAAGCUUCCUUGGACAUGCCGGGUUUUAUCGAAGAUUCAUCCAAGAUUUCUCAAAGAUCACCAAACCCUUAUGUCACCUUCUUGAAAAAGAUGCAAAGUUCAACUUUGAUGAAGAUUGUUUGGUGGCCUUUGAGAAACUCAAAAAGGCUUUAGUGAGUGCUCCCAUCUUGAUCACACCGGAUUGGUCACAACCGUUUGAGCUCAUGUGUGACGCAAGCGACAUCGCCGUCGGGGCCGUGUUGGGGCAAAAGAAAGACAAGCUAUUUAGAGUCAUCUACUACGCUAGUAGGACUCUAGAUAAGGCUCAAUCAAACUACACCGUCACUGAAAAUGAACUUUUGGCGGUUGUGUAUGCCUUCGACAAAUUUCGCUCCUACCUCAUUGGCACAAAAUCUAUUGUUCACACCGACCAUGCGGCCAUCCGGUAUUUAUUUGAGAAGAAAGAUGCCAAGCCGAGGUUGAUAAGGUGGAUCCUCCUCCUUCAAGAGUUUAAUAUUGAAAUCCGAGAUAGGAGAGGAUGUGAAAAUGUUGUGGCGGAUCACCUUUCAAGACUUGAGAAUCCCGUGGAAGGGGAAAAUGCCGAUGUGCCCAUCAAUGAGAAUUUUCCCGAUGAGCAAAUCUUGCAAGUCAAGACCCACACCCCAUGGUAUGCGGACUACGUCAACUAUCUUGCAUCCGGCAUUCAUCCACCACCCGAGUUGAAUCGUUACCAAAGAAAAAAAUUCUUUCAUGAUGUGAAAUUCUUCUUAUGGGAUGAGCCGUUCUUGUAUCGACGAUGUGCCGACACCAUCAUCCGGCGGUGUGUACCCGAAGAGGAAUGGGGAGCUAUUAUGAGGGAGUGUCAUUCUUCCCCUAGUGGAGGGCACUUUGGCACCAACCGAACCGCUUUUAAGGUGCUUCAAAGUGGCUUCUAUUGGCCAACUAUUUUCAAGGAUUGCCACUCAUUUAUUUUGAGUUGUGAUCAAUGCCAAAGAAUGGGAGGAAUAUCAAAGAAGCACGAGAUGCCCCUUAACAAUGUGAUUGAAGUUGAGCUCUUUGACGUAUGGGGCAUAGACUUUAUGGGCCCAUUCCCAAUGUCUUUCGGCUUCCAAUACAUUUUGUUGGCCGUGGAGUAUGUUUCAAGAUGGGUGGAAGCAAUUCCUACUCAAACCAAUGACUCCAAAGUGGUGAUCAAGUUCCUUCAAAAGAAUAUUUUGACAAGGCAUGGAAUUCCAAGGGCCUUGAUAAGCGAUGGAGGAUCCCACUUUUGCAACAAGUGGAUGGAAGGACUUCUCAAAAAGUACGGGGUGAAGCAUAGAGUGACAACGGCUUAUCAUCCCCAAGCCAAUGGUCAAACCGAGUUGGCAAACCGGGAGAUUAAACAAGUGCUAGAGAAGACGGUGAAUGGGAGCCGGAAGGAUUGGUCUCUCUUGCUUGAUGACGCACUUUGGGCAUAUCGAACGGCGUACAAGACACCGCUUGGCAUGUCACCAUACCAACUUGUAUACGGGAAGUCAUGUCAUCUCCCCGUAGAGUUAGAGCACAGGGCAUAUUGGGCGGUCAAGAAGCUCAAUUUUGAUUUCAAGAAGGCCGGCCAAGCUAGAGUCUUUCAACUCAAUGAGUUGGAUGAAUUUCGAAGUGAGGCAUUUGCAAGCUCAAGCCUCUACAAAGAGAGGACCAAGAGGUUUCAUGAUAGGAUGAUCCACAAACGGGAAUUUGCACCCGGGGAUGAGGUCCUUCUCUUCAAUUCCCGCCUUUCACUCUUUCCGGGAAAACUCAAGUCCAAAUGGUCGGGCCCAUUCCUCAUCAGCAAGGUCUCCCCCAAUGGAGCUAUUGAAUUGAAGGGCAACGAUGGACGCACUUUUGUGGUGAAUGGCCAACGCAUUAAGGCACAUUUUGCUAUGGCACCACGUGUAACAAAGGGCAAAGGAAAGGGGAAGGUCAGUACCUCCCGUGCCGAUGAGGUGACUAUCACUCGGCACACUCCUCAAUUCUAUGGGAUUCGACUUCCUACUCCGGACUCCCGCGAACGUUGGCAGCAACUUUGUGCCAUUCCUCACCGGCAAUGCCGGUAUAUUUGCUCGGAAACUAUCGAGGCCAUGGGAAUAGCCGAAGACAUUUGGUCUUUGGCGGAUAGAGGCGGAUGGCGGCGAGUAAUCACUGGGGGAUGGUUAGCAUACCGAGGGCUCACUCUUGAGUUCCUCUCCACAUUCCAGCUCAUCAAGUCCAACGGAGCUCCAUCAAGAAUCUCUUUCCAACUCGGGAAUGAGCCCCGAGAGCUAACUAUUGAUGAGUUGGACGAGAUUUUGGGUUGCCCCCAAGGAGGAGCAUACGCCGGUGGGUUAGAGUUCAAUCCCACCCGUAUGUGGGAACGAUGUCACUUUCGAGGCGUGGAGGAGAUUGCAGGCUAUGACUCCCGGCGAUCAAAGGCGGCGUCAUUGCGCAACCCGGUUAUCCGCCUUACCCAACGGGACUUCGGGUUCACUUUCCUAGGUCGGGAGAAUGUGGGCUUUUGUCGGUCGAAUGAGCUCUUACUCAUUCAAGGCGCCCUCACCAACAUCUCCUUAUCUCUUGGGUGUCUUUUGGCCGACCAAUUCGAAUCUCAAGCUCACACAAGAGGGGGCAAAAUAUGCAUUGGAGGCAUGAUCACCCCUAUAGCGACACAUCUUGGGGUGGCUAUUCAAGAAGACCCCAUCUCCCGUGACAUCCUCCUCGACCAACGUUGCCUAGUGCAACAACACUUUCUCGCCUCCGGGAGACGGCUUUUGUGGAUCCUCAAGGGCGACAACGGCAAUGUGUACUUCCCAUUGCCCAAUCCGGCCCUUACCACCAUCAUGGGCCCCGGGGAGGCCGCUAACCUAGGCAUGCGUCAGCCCGCCCACUUUGCCGCCACCAUUGCUCACCUCCAAGACGCACAUGCACAACAACACGCCCCCGAGGGCGAGGAGGAAGAGCAAGCAUAUGAACCAGGUGGUGAGAUACCUCAACCACCCCCGGCGUAUCCAGGAGGGGGUGUCGGAUUUGAGGAUAGGAUGAUGGGCCGCUUUAACUCCUUCCAAGCCGCAAACAUGGCCCGCUUUGAUGCAAUCCAAGAAGAGCAAAGAAGGCAAUAUGAAGCCUUUUUGCAAUACCAAGAGGAUGAGCGGCGCCGCUAUGAAGAGCACAUGCGCCACUUCCAUGCCUUCCAUGGCCCCUUCCCGCCACCGUAG
This is a messenger RNA of Salvia miltiorrhiza (redroot sage), 4845 nucleotides long. RefSeq lists its product as uncharacterized. Gene Ontology annotation, molecular function: nucleic acid binding. Lineage: Eukaryota; Viridiplantae; Streptophyta; Magnoliopsida; Lamiales; Lamiaceae. The record is from RefSeq and is a predicted model, not a curated record. The transcript is spliced from 5 exons. Gene Ontology annotation, biological process: DNA integration. The coding region runs from base 1 to 4845 and encodes 1614 amino acids.